AUGGCGACCACUACCACCGUGACUCCGGUCAAGUCGCAGCUUGUCGAUAAGCUGCCCAAGCGAUUCAGAGGCAUCAAGUUUGGCAUUCAGUCCAACCAAGAUAUCGCGAACCAAGCCGUCCUCGAAGUUUCCGAUCGCCUCCUGUACGACAUCGAAAAGAACAGAGCCCCGUAUCAGCAUGGUCCUCUUGACCCCCGUCUUGGUACCUCAAGCAAGACAGGCAAGUGUUCAACAUGUGAGGAAUCGCUGCAAAACUGCACAGGCCAUUUCGGUCAUGUCAGACUUCCUCUACCGGCCUUUCACAUUGGCUACCUGCGCUUCGUCAUGAUGAUAUUGCAGGACAUCUGCAAGGACUGCGGCAAAGUCCUACUCACAGAGAGCGAGAAGAGAUCGUUCCUCAAGGAGUUGAGGCGACCCUUGCUCGACAAUCUGCGACGGACGCAGAUUUGCAAACGAAUCAACGAGCAAUGCAGAAAGGUCAAGAACUGCAUGUACUGCGGUUCCGUCCAAGGCCAGAUUAGGAAAGUUGGUGUUCUCAAGCUCGCCCACGACAAGUUCGUCACAUACAACAAAUCCACUUCGGCCAAGAAGAUCCCUCCCGAGAGCAAGAUCAAGUUCGACGAGUCCUUCGUUGAGGCCAGAAAGAACAAUGGCGAGCUGGACAAGCACUUGCGCAAGGCCAUGGAGGAUAUGAAUCCUCUGAGGGUUCUCAACCUUUUCAAAAUGAUCAGCCCCACCGACUGCGAGCUUCUUGGCCUGGACCCCGCCGAGGGCCGUCCUGAAAUGUUUAUCUGGCAGUUCCUUCCUGCGCCUCCUGUGUGCAUUCGACCAUCAGUAGCCCAGGACAACGCGAGUAACGAGGACGAUAUCACAACAAAGCUGGCAGACAUUGUCUGGGUUAGUGGCAUGAUUCGCUCGGCACUACAAAAGGGCUCGCCAGUUCAGACCAUUAUGGAACAGUGGGAGUAUCUCCAGCUCCAGGUUGCCAUGUACGUCAACAGUGACGUGCCAGGUCUGCAACAGCCGGGAUUUGGCAAAGCCGUGAGAGGUUUCUGCCAGCGGUUAAAGGGAAAGCAGGGUCGAUUCCGUGGCAAUUUGUCCGGAAAGCGUGUCGACUUCUCCGGACGAACCGUCAUUUCUCCCGAUCCCAACCUUGGCAUCGACCAGGUUGCUGUUCCCCAGCUCGUCGCCAAGAACUUGACCUACCCGGAGCGAGUGUCAGACUACAACAUUAAGAAGUUGAAGGAGUGCGUUCGCAACGGCCCCAGCAUCUGGCCUGGCGCUCAGCAGGUCAUCAAGAACGAUGAGGGAGGCUACAAAAUCUCCUUGAAGUUUGGUAACCGAAACCAGGUCGCCCAGGAUCUCAAAAUCGGCGAUGUCGUCGAACGCCACCUGGAAGACAACGACAUUGUUCUUUUUAACCGUCAACCGUCUCUGCACAAGCUCAGUAUCAUGAGUCAUUUGGUGAAAGUGCGACCGUGGAGGACGUUCCGCCUCAACGAGUGUGUAUGCGGCCCCUACAACGCCGAUUUUGAUGGUGACGAGAUGAAUCUUCACGUACCGCAGACAGAGGAAGCUCGCGCCGAGGCCAUCAACCUCAUGGGUGUGAAACACAACCUGGCGACGCCCAAGAACGGAGAGCCCGUCAUUGCGGCUACGCAAGAUUUCAUUACCGCCGCUUAUCUUCUGAGCAGCAAGGACAACUUCUUCGACCGCAAGACGUUCACGUACAUCUGCAUGCACAUGAUGGACGGCAAGGUCCACCUCGACUUGCCCCCUCCUGCCAUUCUAAAGCCCAAGGCUUUGUGGACCGGCAAGCAGGUCUUCAGCAUGAUGAUGCGACCCAACAAAGACAGUCCUGUCAAGAUUAACCUUGACGCCAAGUGCAGAGAAUACAAGGCGAGAGCCGGACAGUGCCCUGACAUGGAUCCCAAUGACGGAUGGUUGGUGAUUCGCAACUCCGAAGUCAUGUGCGGUGUCAUGGACAAGUCGACGGUCGGAUCAGGAAAGAAAGAUUCAGUGUUUUAUGUUAUCCUGAGAGAUUUUGGUCCUGAUGCGGCCGUGGUUACGAUGAACCGACUUGCCAAGUUGUGCGCAAGACAUCUCACAAAUCGAGGCUUCUCCAUCGGUAUUGGUGAUGUCUUCCCCACCGAGAAACUGCUCGAGAGGAAGAGCACGCUUGUCAAGGGUGCAAGCAUAGAGGUCGAUGUCCUCAUUGACAAGUACAAGAAGAACAAGCUCGAUAAGGCGACGGGUUGCAGCAUGGAGGAGACGCUAGAGAACUCCAUUUCGGGUCUUCUCAGUAAGGUCAGAACGCAGGCUGGUUCUCACUGUAUCGAGACUCUCAGCAAGAACAACGCCCCGCUGGUCAUGGCCAAGUCUGGAUCCAAGGGUUCAGAAAUUAACGUGGCCCAGAUGGUUGCCCUAGUCGGACAGCAGAUUAUUGGCGGCAAGCGUGUUGCCGAUGGUUUCCAGGACAGAACGCUUCCUCACUUCCACAAGAACGCGCCUCAGCCGCCGUCCAAGGGAUUCGUCGAGAACAGUUUCUACUCUGGGCUUCUGCCCACCGAAUUCAUCUUCCACGCCAUGUCUGGUCGUGAAGGUCUGGUCGAUACCGCUGUCAAGACGGCCGAGACCGGUUACAUGUCACGCAGACUGAUGAAGUCUCUGGAAGAUUUGUCAACGCAGUACGACGACACUGUGCGGACAUCUGGCGGCGGUAUCGUUCAGUUCCAGUUCGGUGCCGACAAACUGGACCCCGUCGACAUGGAGGCCACUGCGAAGCCUGUCAACUUUGACCGAACCUUCUCUCACGCUGAGAACCUUACUUGGGAUAAUGACGAGGCUGCCUUGCUGCCCAACGAGAUGGUUAAACUCUGCGACAACUUGCUUGCUCGAGAACGCGCGCGCUAUCCCAGAAAGUCGCUGUUGGGUGAUCUGACUCUUGAUUACGACAACGAGGAAGAAAAGUACACAGACGAGCACGAAGGCGCCAGAGACUUCUUGCGAUCACUAGAGUCUUACAUUGCCGGACGUGCCAACAAGCUUGCUCGUGUGAUGGAGCUUACCGGCCUGACAGCCAACGCUGACAGCAUGGACGUUGACAUUGAUGAGGAUGAGGUCAAGGCCAAGAAGGCUUUUGCCGACAAGGUCGCCAAGAUGUCCGAGACGACAUUGCGACUCUUUAUCAAACUGUGUUUGGAAAAGUACAAAAAGGCGCACGUCGAGCCCGGACAUGCCGUCGGAGCUGUUGGUGCGCAGUCUAUUGGUGAGCCCGGUACGCAGAUGACCCUGAAGACUUUCCAUUUUGCUGGUGUCGCCGGUAUGAGUAUCACCCAGGGUGUACCCCGUAUCAAGGAAAUUAUCAACGCCUCCAAGACUAUCAGUACCCCCGUCAUCACCUGCCCGUUGAUGCAGAACAGGGAGAUGACAGCCGCGAAGAUUGUCAAGGCGCGUAUCGAAAAGACGUAUGUUGAGGACAUCCUGAGCUACAUUGAGGACGAAUGGUUCGCCGAGUCGGGAAGUGUCGUUCUCAAGGUCGACAUGGAUGCUUUGUCCGACAUGCAACUAGGCAUUACCCUGGGCGAUGUGGCCGAGGCUAUUUGCAAGCACAAGAAGAUGAAGGUGUCGAGGUCCGAUAUGCACAUUGGCGCCGGGAGAAUCGAGAUCCGCGUUCGCCUCGACGAGUCGGCGGCUUCCAAGCGGUCUGUCAAGGCCAAGCCCGUGGAUGAGCUUGGCGAUCUCUUGGUGCGAGCCAACUACCUCCGCCGAACGAUCCCGACCGUGGCCAUCUCUGGUUACCCCGAGGCCACUCGUGCCAUCAUCCAAUCGUCCGAGGACGAAACUCACACGGUUCUGGUCGAAGGUUAUGGGCUUCUCGCUUGCAUGAACACAGAGGGUGUCGAGGGACGAAAGGUCAAGUCCAACAACAUUAUGGAGUGCAGAGACGUCUUGGGUAUCGAGGCCGCAAGAAGCACAAUUGCCUUUGAAAUUGGCGAGGUCAUGGGUGACAUGGGUAUCGAUCCGCGUCACAUGCAGCUGCUUGCUGAUGUCAUGACCUACAAGGGCGAGGUCCUCGGUAUCACACGAUUCGGACUGUCCAAGAUGAGAGACAGUGUUCUCCAGCUGGCCUCGUUCGAGAAGACGCCAGACCAUUUGUUCGAGGCGGCUGCCGGUAUGAAGACGGAUCAGAUUGAGGGCGUGAGUGAGUGUAUCAUCAUGGGCCAGACCAUGAGUGUAGGAACCGGCGCGUUCCACGUAGUGCGCCGCCUCGCCAUGGAGAGGGGAGAUGUUGGGCAGCGCAAGACUAUUUUCGAGGAUGCAUGGGCUGCGCAGACGGCGCUCAAGCGCAAGUCUAGGCGGACUACAGAGUCUAGUAUCAGACGGAACGAAGACAUGAAAGAUCAAGGCGUAUGGCCUAUGCAUCCACACCACUGGGCCGAUGCCGGACGCCGUGGAGUUUUGUUUAUCCCCAGAGCCAUCAGCAACGUCACAUUUGGCUCCAAACCUUGCGCCUCCGCCGCCUCGGACUUGACUCUCCACCAACGCGGGGAUGAUGGAGGUGAAUUGCGGAGCCGGCGGGGUGGAAUCCUGAACGAAUGCAACGUGCCAGAGUGUCGGGACGACUUUGAACUUGGCAUGAUCUUUCUGGGCCUCUUAUUCGUCACCAUGCCGUCUGCUCCGCGUGUGCUGAGCCUGCUUUUGUGGGCGGCGGGUUGUGCCUCACAAGUCUCCGCGCAAAAGACCCCAAGCCAGUGUUCACUCGAGAGCGUGAGCGCCCUCCUUACACCAGAAAACCAAGCCGAGGUCUUGACGACUUUACAAUUAGGUGACAAUGGCACCUUUGGAGAGGCGGGCAACAUCGCCUACCCCCAAAACGCGACGCACCUUCCGCCCCUCUGCGUCGUCUCUAUCAACGUCACGUCCUCGCCGACAUCGUCCUACACAUUUGGUCUAUUCCUACCAGAUGAGUGGAAUAAUAGGUUCCUUGCGGUCGGUAACGGGGGGUUCUCGGGGGGUAUCAACUGGUACGCCAUGGGCACCGGCGUCAAAUACGGCUUCGCGACAAUGUCGACUUCCACAGGCCACAACUCGUCGAACCAGGACAUGGGCUGGGCGCUCAACAACCCCGAGACAAAAGCCGACUGGGCAGGGCGCAGUCUCCAUGGUUCGACCGUCGUCGCGAAGCAGAUUGUUGAGGGAUACUACGGCGCCGCGGCCAACAGGUCGUAUUAUUCCGGUUGCUCAACAGGUGGCCGGCAGGGCGUGAAGUCGGCGCAGGACCACCCCGAGGACUUUGACGGGAUCCUUGCCGUCGGGGCUGUGAAUCUGCCCGAGGACGGGCCCGGGUACCUCCCGCCCGCCGUGUUUGACGCCAUCAGCGACGAGGUUCUGCGGCAGUGCGACGGGUCUGACGGUGUCGUCGACGGCGUGGUGAUGAACCCUACGCACUGCAACUUCCGGCCUGAGAAAAUGCUCUGCAAGACCGGCGCGAGCGCGAACCGCAGCACUACGUGUCUGACGGCGCCGCAGAUCGCGACACUGAAGCAGCUGUACCGCCCGCUCAUCCAGCUCGACGCCGACGUUCACAAUUUGACGUACGUCUACCCCAGCUUUGGCCUCGGCUCCGAGAAGCAGAUGCCGUCGUCGUUCGGAUCGAACAACGAGCCCAGCCUCUACGGGACGGAGUACGCCAAGAAUUACCUCUUUGAAGACCCGUCGUGGGACUGGACGACGCAGUUCGGCUACUCUACUUUCGUCGAGGCCGCGCGGCUGAACCCGGGCAACGUGAACGCGGACAAUUUUGAUCUCUCUGCGUUCUAUGAGAGAGGCGGGAAACUGGUGCAGUACCACGGCUACGCGGACGGGUUGAUCCCGACGGACGUGAGCCGCGUGUUAUACGACGAGACGUGGGCGGCCAUGGCGGCGCGGGGGGUCGACCUGGACGAGUUUUGGAGGCUGUUCUUUGUGCCUGGGAUGCAGCACUGUUCGGGCGGGGUGUACGAUGCGCCGUGGUACUUUGGUGGCAGCGGGCACGCUGCGGCGCUGGAGGGGAACGGGCAGCAUGUGUUCCCUGUGCCUGGCGUGGAUGAUGCGAGGCACGAUGUGUUGCUUGCGCUUGUUGAGUGGGUCGAGGGUGGCGGAGAGGGCGUGAGGGAGAUUAUUGCGACCAAGUUUGCUAAUGAUACUGUUGACAAGGGGGUAUUGAGGCAGAGGCCGAUUUGUAGUUACCCUGGGUAUGCUUCGUGGGGUGGCAAGGGGGAUAUUGAUGCUGCUUCUAGUUGGAGUUGUGUUGAUGGCAAGAUGAGGUAUCUCGUGAUAUCUCGAAAAGUGGUUUAUGGAGGAGGAGGGUCACGUGCCGGCGUGCAUCUAGCGCGUAGAUUAGUCACGUCUGCCGCAGUGUCCCGCGUCUCGACGACGUCAUCAAUGCAUAUGAGCUCUUGGCCCUUAAACCAUCCAUCGCAUCUCGGCGCAAGUCUUCGUAGAAGACAAAGUUUCAUUGUGGAUCACUGGGUCAUUGGGUCAUUGGGGAAUAUGUGCGGAAGAUACGCUUUAGCUCUGCGGCCGUCGCAAAUCCGACGGAUGCUGGAGGACGAUGACAUGUCAGUGGAUGACGUGCCAGAAGACGAGGGUCAAGGGUCUCCUCGCCAGACAUACAACUUCGCACCAGGCUACCACGGCGUCGUCUAUCGCGCCGAUGUCCCGGACCGUGGCGCGGGCCAUGGCCGUCAUCAAGGGAACACCCAACAGGAUGGUGCCGCCUCAAGCCAGUCUCAAAGCAACGAUGGCAGCGACAGCUCGGUCAAGUACAAGUUGCAGUCGAUGCAGUGGGGUUUGAUUCCAUUUUGGACGAAGCGCGAUCCCGGCUACGCCACGCUCUCCAAGACGAUCAACUGCCGCGACGACUCUCUGAGCACGCCUGGCGGUAUGUGGUCGACCAUGAAGGCGGGGAAACGGUGUAUCGUCGUCGCUCAGGGGUUCUAUGAGUGGUUGAAGAAUGGAAAGGAGAAGACGCCCCAUUUUGUCAAGAGGAAGGACGGGCAGCUCAUGUGUUUUGCUGGGCUGUGGGAUUGUGCACAGUAUGAAGGUGAGCAUCCCCAAUCCUCAAUCGUUCCGAGCGGGUCUAACUUUGAGAUAGACGCCCAAGAGAAGCGAUAUACCUACACCAUCAUCACGACAGACUCCAACAAGCAGCUCAAGUUCCUCCACGACAGGAUGCCAGUCAUCCUCGACCCGGGCUCCAAAGAGCUCAAGACGUGGCUGGACCCAAAGCGGCACGAAUGGUCCAAAGAGCUGCAGGACCUCUUGAAGCCAUUCGACGGCGAGCUCGAAUGCUACGCUGUAAGCAAAGAGGUCGGCAAGGUCGGCAACAACUCACCCUCAUUCAUCAUCCCCGUCGCGAGUAAGGAGAACAAACACAACAUUGCAAACUUUUUCGCCAAUGCUUCUGCCAAGCAAAAGCCCAAGGAGGCCACGAAGCUCGAGCCUACUAUCGAGACAAAAGAAGAGCCCAAGGAGUCACAAGUUGGACAGAGCCAGCCGGUGCCGGAAGUCAUCGCCAAGGCGGUUGAUAAGGAGGGCAGCCAGCAGGAAGCGGGGGUCAAGCGGGAGGCACCUGACGCUGGUGAAGAUGCAGAAGAGGAGCCGCCUAGGAAGACUUCGAGGGUUUCACCUGUGAAGGGACGGCAGAGCAGGAUCAACCCAACGAGUAAUGGGAGUAAGAGUCCUGUGAAGUCGAAACAGGGCGGGACACAGAAGAUCACAAAGUUCUUUGCCAACAGCUCUUGA
Molecule: messenger RNA, 7788 nt
Organism: Colletotrichum lupini
Lineage: Eukaryota; Fungi; Ascomycota; Sordariomycetes; Glomerellales; Glomerellaceae
Product: RNA polymerase Rpb1
Exons: 11
Coding region: 1-7788 (2595 amino acids)
Biological process (GO): DNA-templated transcription; DNA damage response
Molecular function (GO): DNA-directed RNA polymerase activity; single-stranded DNA binding
Source: RefSeq, a predicted model, not a curated record